UGGUACUCCUGGCGCCACCAGAUGAUCGCCGUCGCCAAGGCUGGGUACAGAGCUGUGGCACCCGAUUACAGAGGCUACGGCCUAUCCGAUCCACCGCCCGAACCCGGGGAAGCCACAUACGCGGAUUUCCUGGCUGAUCUCCUUGCGCUUCUUGACGCUCUUUCUAUCCCAAAGGCUUUUCUUGUCGCCAAGGAUUUUGGCGUCCGGGUUGCUUGCUUAUUUGCAUUUCUCCACCCUGAAAAAGUCGAGGGAGUUGUUACAUUGGGCAUACCUUUUCUGCCUCCAACUCCCAUGAACUUUCAGGAGCUUCUUCCCGAAGGUUUCUAUAUCUCAAGAUGGCAGAAACCUGGAAGAGCUGAGGCUGAUUUUGGCCGCUUUGAUACCAAGACGGUCGUACGCAACAUCUACAUACUCUUUUCGCACAGUGAAAUACCAAUUGCAGAUGAGAACCAGGAGAUAAUGGAUAUGGUUGCUCCCUCUACUCCUUUACCCCUUUGGUUCACUGACGAAGAUCUUUCAACCUAUGCGUCUCUUUACGAAAAGUCUGGUUUCCAAACUGCUCUCAAAGUUCCAUAUAGGUCGAUGUCUGAAGAGUUUGACGUCACAAAUGUCCAAGUUGAUGUUCCAGCACUGCUUAUCAUGGGCGAGAAGGAUUAUUUCUUCAAGUUUCCAGGAGUGGAAGACUACAUCAGAAGCGAACAGGCGAAGAUGUUCGUUUCUAAGUUGGACACGGUGUACUUGCCCGAAGGCAGCCAUUUUGUGCAGGAGCAAUUCCCUGAACAAGUGAAUCAGCUCAUACUCAACUUUCUGAACGUCCAUAGUUGAAUUCGACGGUCGGAUUUCGGUGUUCUUGUGUGUUUCUACUAAUAAAAAACUGUGUCGUUGCUGUCUAAAUUCGAUACUGCUUGAUUUUGUCUGUUCUUGGAUUAAAUAUGCAUGCAACGGCAGGAAAACUUAAAUAAACUCGUGCCUUUCAGCUAAA
Messenger RNA from Sesamum indicum (sesame), 982 nucleotides. RefSeq names its product epoxide hydrolase 2. Gene Ontology annotation, molecular function: catalytic activity. The record is from RefSeq and is a predicted model, not a curated record. Lineage: Eukaryota; Viridiplantae; Streptophyta; Magnoliopsida; Lamiales; Pedaliaceae.